Messenger RNA from Scophthalmus maximus (turbot), 1707 nucleotides. RefSeq names its product iroquois homeobox 5b (gene irx5b). Gene Ontology annotation, biological process: cell development; regulation of transcription by RNA polymerase II; neuron differentiation. NCBI's taxonomy places the organism in Eukaryota, Metazoa, Chordata, Actinopteri, Pleuronectiformes, Scophthalmidae. The record is from RefSeq and is a predicted model, not a curated record. The transcript has 3 exons. Gene Ontology annotation, cellular component: nucleus. Gene Ontology annotation, molecular function: RNA polymerase II cis-regulatory region sequence-specific DNA binding; DNA-binding transcription factor activity, RNA polymerase II-specific. Bases 249 to 1427 code for a protein of 392 amino acids.
CAGUUCAGUAGAAACUAAGCAGUUGAACUCUUGUCUCCUCCUGCGAUGCUUCUUGAUGCUUCUCCGUUUUUAAAACUCCUCUUUCCUCUUCCUCCUCCUCUCCUUCCUCUGAUUCUUCGUCCUCUUCCUCUGAUUCUUCCUCCUCUUCCUCCUCCUCUCCUCCUCUCGCUGUCCUGGGGAAACUGUCGCUCUCCGAUGUGACUCGGGUCGUGCGUCCUCGCGGGGCUGCAGUGUGCGCGGCCGUCAUCAUGUCUUAUCCUCCGGGCUUCCUCUUCCAGCCGUCCGUGUCUCUGGCUCUUCCCUCGGUUCCGUCCUUCGGCUCCCGGCUCAUCUUGGGCCCGAGGACGGAGGAGCUCGGCCGCUGCUCUUCGGGCUCCGCCUUCGCUCCGUACUCGGGUUCGGUGACUUCUUCUCCCGGAUUCAACUCGCACCGCGCGUACGGCGCAGAGCCGCGGGCCUCGUUCGUGAGUCCUGGGUUCGACCCGUCCUCGGGCCUCUCCGCCCCCCUGGACUACCACCCGUUCGGGGCCCUGGGGCCCUACGCGUACGGAGACCCCGCCUAUAGGAAGAACGCCACGCGGGACGCCACGGCCACGCUGAAGGCCUGGCUGAGCGAGCACCGCAAGAACCCGUAUCCCACCAAGGGCGAGAAGAUCAUGUUGGCCAUCAUCACCAAGAUGAGCCUGACGCAGGUCUCCACCUGGUUCGCCAACGCCCGGCGCCGCCUGAAGAAGGAGAACAAGAUGACGUGGACGCCACGGAACCGCAGCGAGGACGAGGACGAGGAGGACAACGUCGACCUCCUGGAGCAGAACGACGAGGACGCGGACGCGAGGACUCACACAGACGAGACGCGGAGCAACGCCGCGGACUCCUGUGGUCUGACGUACAGAGACGACGGCGGCAGAAGAAGCAGUGACGCUGAUGUGGACCUCACAGAGUCGGGGGCCCACGUCCUGGGCCCCACCUCGUCAGGGGCCCCUCUUCAGAACACGCCACUCGUGACUGUAAGAGUUUCGGCGCUGGAGCGCACGUCGAGCCCGUCAUCCAAGGAGCACGGAGGCUCCUGCAACGCCAUCCGGGGGCCAAACCCGGCCCCUAAACCCAAACUGUGGUCGCUGGCUGAGAUCGCCACAUCCUCGGACAAGACGAGAGGCUCUGAUGACUGUUCACGGAGCGGGGGGGCCGGGCGGCAGCAGGCCGCGGGGCCCCCCUCCUCCACGCCACGGACCCUUUUCCCCCACAGCCUCUACUACACCUCCCCCUUCCUUCCGGGGUUCUCCAGCUACGGCCCCGUGGGGCCCCUGCACCCCGGCCCCGGCUCACAUGUCGCCACGGCGACUCAGUUAAACGGAUUAACGCUGCAGCGAGCGGAGGCGUCGGCCCGAGACUCUAAACUCCUCAGUCAGCUGGAGCUGCACGCGUAGACGGAAGUGUUGCAUUGUGGGACAGAUUCAACUGGAGGAAGAAACAUUCUGCGUUUUUCGGUGAGAUGAUGUUUGUGACGUUGUUUUUUUCUGCACAGAACAUGAAGGAUGAUUAAAAGUUAGUUUUAUUAAUAAACAACUGGUCACGUGACGUUUUUAACACAAAUCACAAAACGAUCAGCAGAAAAGAAACUCAAGUCAAGUCAACGUUAUUGUCAAUUCCUGCAAUAUGUUCCAGACAUACAGAGGAAAUGAAAAUCCGUUUCUCACAGUGCAAUAG